Molecule: messenger RNA, 2094 nt
Organism: Bicyclus anynana (squinting bush brown)
Lineage: Eukaryota; Metazoa; Arthropoda; Insecta; Lepidoptera; Nymphalidae
Gene: loj
Product: transmembrane emp24 domain-containing protein 5
Exons: 4
Coding region: 49-753 (234 amino acids)
Biological process (GO): Golgi organization; endoplasmic reticulum to Golgi vesicle-mediated transport; intracellular protein transport
Cellular component (GO): endoplasmic reticulum; Golgi apparatus; endoplasmic reticulum-Golgi intermediate compartment
Source: RefSeq, a predicted model, not a curated record
ACACCGGUGUGACAAUUCAUUUCUCUUUCACUCAUUUCAGUUUUAAAAAUGGCUCAAAAGACGUGGCAUACACUUACAAUAAUAACACUAAUAUUUACAAUUUUAUCAAUCGUCGGCGAGUCUACCUCGACCACAGCAGCACCAUGGUACGAGAACCUACCGGCAGUGACUAUGGACUACAAAGUGCACAUCGAUCCCGGCAAAGAGGAUUGCUAUUACCAAUACGUCCAGCCGGGUGCUACAUUUUACGCAAGCUACCAAGUGUUGAAAGGGGGUGAUGGGAUGUGUGGAUUUGCUGUACGACAUCCCAAUGGGCAGCUGGUACACCCCUACGAGUGGAGGCAAAGCGCUGAGUACGCAGACCAGACCAGUACAGGGGGAUAUUACGCAGUCUGCAUUGACAACCAGUUCUCUCGGUUUGCAUCCAAACUAGUCAACUUAUAUUUAUCUGUGAUCAGAUAUGAUAUGUGGGAGAAAUAUGCAAAGGAAGUGGAAGAACUUGAUAUGAAUAUUAAAAAUUUUACAAGUUCUAUUCAAUUUGUGGAGCGCAAUGUCAAUGACAUUCUGCAGUACCAAUAUCACUCGAGAGCAAGAGAAUCUCGAGACUACAACUUGCUUAUGGACAAUAACACUUACAUACUGAGGUGGUCUUUCAUUCAAAUAAUAGCAAUAGCAGCGACAGGUACACUGCAAGUGUAUUUUGUAAGAAAACUCUUUGAAGUUAAGGACAACUCGUCAAAAACAAGAAUUUGAUUCUCCAACAGGCACAAAAGUACACAUUGUUAACUUAUGACUGAAUUACUCAUUCCCUCGUUUAUUGUUUUACUGUCUUUAUUUUAUUUUAUUUGAUCUCUAUUUUUUUAAUUCACAUGAUUAUUUUGAAUGUAUCAGCAUGACCUUAUUCUUGAAUAUGUGUUUACAUAAUACAUAGAUCAACAAGUUGUGUCAGCUCUUUAGAAUUGGUUCCUUUUAUAUUUUUUAAAUUUAACUAGUCUCUGAGCUCAAAAAUUUAGUAUUAAUUAACUAUGUAUUAUGAAUUGUAUGUUCCCAGUAAAAGCAUUAAUUGCAGUGAGAUGUUAUUACCUCUAGAAGCUAUCUUGGGCCUGAGUUUACAUUAAACAGCUUCAAACUACAAGAGGGGUCUGUUAGGCUUAUCAGCUAGCAUUUGAAAAUAAAUUGAUAUUUACUAUCUCAAUCAGUCUCACACUGAUUAAAGCUCAUCAGCAAACAUUGGGCAAUAAAAUUAUGUUUGCUAUCUCAUUCAAAGUCUCAGACAUUAUUUUAAAGCGUGUUCUCUUCAUAUACCUAAUUAGUAAUGCAAACAGAAUUUUCAGUUAGGUAGAUAGAUAGCAGUCCUACAAAUUUAUUUAAAAUAUAUAGUUUGUUUUCACAAGCUAAGCUAAACUCAUUGCUAGAUUACAUAUAGCUGAAAACAGCUGUUUGUAAUAGACAUUUCCUUUAUGUAUUUCUCUAGAUGUAAUUACCUAUCACGGUUUAAUCCUUUAUUUUGGGAACAAAAUCGAAAUUGAAACAGAUUUGUUGGUUUAAAUUCAAAGGUAAAGGCAUGCUGGUAUAAAAAAGGAAUCCUGUACAUUUUUUUAUACUUUUCUACUUAAAUAUUAAUAUUAAGUCAUGCUUAGCAUAUCUAAUUUAAUAUUUCCGCUGUUUAGUUAUAAUCACCUAAUAGUAUUGUGUUCAUAAAAUUUUGCUACAUUUUUAUGUUUUUGAUAUUUGUUUUUAGUUGUAUUUUAAUUAGCUGUUGUAACAUUAUUCCAGAAAUUAUUAAUUGUAAUUUAUAAUUAUUUUUUCUAUUGAAUUUAAGUAUAAGGAUAAAGAGAUUAUAUUCCAUAGUUUUAUACAAUUAUUAAAAUAAAAUUGCCUUAGGAUGACGAUGAAAUAUUAAAGUGAUUAAUCAAAAAAAUAUCUAUUUUUAUUAUAAAAUACAAUUUUUUUUAUAAAAUAAAACAGUGUUAUAAGUUAUGUUUAAUCUAACAGUGAAAAUUGCAUGAAAAUCGGUUAUUUUGCUUUGCUGAUUGAUGAUUUGCAAUGCUGAUAAGCUGUGACGUUUAUAAUAGAUUAAACAUGUACAUACUA